AGCAAUUUUGCGUUAAAUGCGCUUUUGGAUAACGGUUUAACGUUUGUAACGCGCAAAUUGUUCGGCCGAUAUAGUAUAAAAAGAUUUAGCUUUUUGGAUAGCCUUGCAAACGCGAAAUUAAAUUUUGGUAAGCUUUUUAAAAAGCUCCGGUAUCGUUUUAAGCAAUUGCUUGUUAACGGCAUAAUUUUAAUAUAUUUAAUAACCAAAAUAGCGGUUACAAAAUACCGUACGUUCCGUAUAAUUAUUUUUAAAAAAAGGCAAACGGAUAAAAUUUUAAUUAUUGCUUUAUUAAAAAUCGAUAAUUUCCCGCAACGGGAGCGCGUUGCGGAUAUUUAUAUAAAACGAAAAAAAGGCAAUGUCCGUUUUGGGGGUAAAUUUAUUAAAAUUAAAAGCGUUGCGGCGGCGUUCGUUGCGCGCUUUACGCUUUUUUUCGGCGGAAGUUUUUUUGCUGCGGCGGUUAAAGCCCGCCGGGGGGUUAUUAGCAAAACGCUUGCGGGAAUCCUAAAAAGUUGCAAGCGCAAAAAGGCCCGAUAA
Molecule: messenger RNA, 534 nt
Organism: Gaeumannomyces tritici R3-111a-1
Lineage: Eukaryota; Fungi; Ascomycota; Sordariomycetes; Magnaporthales; Magnaporthaceae
Exons: 2
Source: RefSeq, a predicted model, not a curated record